AUGAUAUUCGAAUAUGGAGUGUCAUCUAUGACGCUUUUUGUCAUUGUAGCAUGUAUCACAUCAUCUACAAUUUUUUGGCGAAUCUUCUUCAAGAAACCACGAUAUCCAUUUCCACCAAGUCCUCCAGGAGAACCGAUAUUAGGACAUAUCCGAUUAGUUCCCACGGACGAUCCGCAUUUGUACUAUCAAAGGUUGUCGCAACAAUACAAUACAGAUAUACUAUAUUUCAAACAAUUUCUUACUCCAGUUGUGGUUUUAAAUACCGUCGAAGCUGCCGAUGAACUUCUUUCUAGGAGAGGAGCUAAUUAUUGUGACCGACCACGAUUUGUUCUCUUUGAGGUUAUGGGAUGGGGUAGAACUUUGACAUUUCUUCCAUGGGGAUCACGUUUCAAAGCACACAGAACACAUUUACAGACAGCGUUUACAAAGACUAGUGUCGUACGGUAUCGAGAAGUGCAAGAAUAUGAAGCACGUCAGGCUCUUUAUACUAUUACUCAGCGGCCUGAUGACUGGGAAACUGCUUUAAGGAGGUUUGCUUCUGCCAUUGUCUUGAGAGUAGCAUUUGGAAUCACUCUGAAGAGUGAUGAUGACGAAUACAUCAAACUUGCAGCGGAUGCAAUCAAUGCUACGGGAAAUGGUGGGUCCCCAGGAGCUACUGUCAUUGAUUAUUUUCCCUUCCUCGGCAAUCUUCCUCACUGGCUUGUUCCUUCGAAAGCCAUCACACAUGCGAAGAAUUGGGGAUCCGCGAUCAAACGUCUUCAUGAUGUCCCAUUUGCUGCUGCACGCAAGGACUUUAAUGAAGGCGUAGCUCACAAUUCUUCCUAUGUAUACCCUCUGCUUGAAAUAUAUAAGGAAAACGAGUCUCGCAAUUUGCCAAAUGAAUUUGCCAUGGAAGAUAUCAAUGGUUCCGCUGCCGCUAUCUUUAUCGCAGGUUCAGACACUACUUUCGCAACGACUUUAGUGGGAAUUUUGAAUUUAUUGCUCAAUCCUACUAUAUUCCACAAAGCAAGAAGUCUGCUCGAUCAAACUAUCGGACUAGAUCGUCUUCCUUCAUUGAAAGAUAGAGAACAUCCAGACCUUCUCUACAUUGAGUAUAUUGUUCAAGAAAUAGUUAGAUGGCGACCCCUAUCUCCUCUGGGCGUCCCACACAAGAGUCUCAAGGAUGACAUUUACAACGGAAUGUUUAUUCCCCAGGGCACGAAUGUAUUUUUCAACACAUGGGCCAUGAGUCGCGAUGAGUCGGUGUACCAAAAUCCCGAUUUGUUUAACCCCGAUCGAUAUCUCCCAGUCGCACACGGUGGAGCUGGCGAACCAUUCCUCAAAGGCCCGUUUGGGUUUGGACGGAGAAUCUGCGUGGGUCGUCAUCUGGCAUUGGCGAGUGUGUGGAUUGUGUUGGCGACUUUGAUCUCUACGGUUGAUAUUGCGAAGGCGGUGGAUGGGAAUGGAGAGGAUAUUGAGCCGGUGGUGGGCUUCACAACGGGGUUGUCGAGUGGGUAUUAA
Molecule: messenger RNA, 1500 nt
Organism: Botrytis byssoidea
Lineage: Eukaryota; Fungi; Ascomycota; Leotiomycetes; Helotiales; Sclerotiniaceae
Exons: 6
Coding region: 1-1500 (499 amino acids)
Molecular function (GO): oxidoreductase activity, acting on paired donors, with incorporation or reduction of molecular oxygen; monooxygenase activity; heme binding
Source: RefSeq, a predicted model, not a curated record